This is a messenger RNA of Xenia sp. Carnegie-2017, 1019 nucleotides long. RefSeq names its product collagen triple helix repeat-containing protein 1-like. The transcript has 3 exons. Lineage: Eukaryota; Metazoa; Cnidaria; Anthozoa; Malacalcyonacea; Xeniidae. Bases 303 to 965 code for a protein of 220 amino acids. The record is from RefSeq and is a predicted model, not a curated record.
AUCCAAAAAAGAGGAUUUUAUGCUCAGAGUGAUUUUUUGUGGUUUCUUAAAUAUUCAUAAUGUAUUCAUAUUCAACUGCAAAUUUUAAGCAAACAAUUCUACAUUACCAUCAUAAUCAUGAAUUUGCUUGGAGAUUACGUGGCUACUCUACUCAUUUCUCCAUUAUCAAAAAACAAUGUUGCUGAAACGGAAAUGAAUCCGUUUUAUUCCAAAUACUUAAAACAGAGGACUAAAGUUAGCUCUUCAUUACAAGCAAAACCUUUAAUUAAUGAGCAUUUAAAGAAGCAAACUGAGGUGGGAAAAUGAUAAAAGUGAAGAUGAAUCUUAUCAUGGUAUCCGUGUUGCUGCUAUCAAAUACAGUCAGUGCAUCGUUUAAGAAAAAAAACUCAAAGGCUCAAUGUUCAGCAAGCUGUGGAAUUCCCGGGGUUCCAGGAGUUCCCGGUGUACCUGGAGCAGCCGGACGAGACGGUUUAAAAGGAAACGUAGGAUCUAAAGGAGAAAAAGGUGAACGAGGUAAUCCUGGUCCUCCGUUGAAAAAUGACAUGAGCUUUUCAAGCUGGAAACAAUGUGCUUGGAAAAGAAACGACGGUAAAGAUCAUGGAUUAAUUCAGAAUUGUUUAUUCACAAAAAAGUUUGACAACACUUCCCUUCAAGUGUUUUAUGGAGGAAACUUGCGAAUUCAUAAUUGCAAUCAUUGUUGCAAACGUUGGUAUUUUACUUUCAAUGGAGUUGAAUGUAAAAACCCUCUUCCUAUUGAUGGAGUUCUUUACAUGGAGAAAGGAAAGUCACAAAAUAUCCAUCGACAUCGUCACAUUGAAGGAUAUUGUAACAAAAUUCAUAGAGGAAAAGUGCAAGUUGGAUUCUGGGUUGGCAAUUGUGCAAGUUUUGGUAACGCAAAUGCAUACAGUGGAUGGAAUUCAGUUUCUCGUAUUGUUAUUAAAGAGGUUCCUCCUCCACAAGAUUAAUUCCUUUUGUAUGUUCUCAUCUUGUAAAGUCAGUAUUAAAUGAUUCCCGUUCUA